Saprolegnia diclina VS20 is the source of this 2498-nucleotide messenger RNA. RefSeq lists its product as hypothetical. Gene Ontology annotation, molecular function: ABC-type transporter activity; ATP hydrolysis activity; ATP binding. Gene Ontology annotation, cellular component: membrane. Gene Ontology annotation, biological process: transmembrane transport. The transcript is spliced from 11 exons. Lineage: Eukaryota; Oomycota; Saprolegniomycetes; Saprolegniales; Saprolegniaceae. Bases 1 to 2097 code for a protein of 698 amino acids. The record is from RefSeq and is a predicted model, not a curated record.
AUGCCGACGCCAGUCGUCGCCUCGUUUGUCGAGCUUGCCUCGGAUCCAUCGUCGGGCCAUGCGCUGCCAGAAGACCAGCGCCGGUAUUUGCGCCUCGUCGACGCCCGCGGCUGGCACUACUCGAUCGUGUGCAUCCUCGUGCUCGACUUUGUCGCCAACUGCCUUGGCGUUGCAGCCACGUCGACCGAAACAUACGCGGACGGAAGUCUGUACUUGCGACUCGCGUCGUCGGCCUGUCUGCUCGUGCAGGCCGUCGACCUCGCGCUGCGGACCAUGGGCCUGCGACGCAAGCUCGUCGCAUCGCGAGCGAACCUCGUCGAUGCAAUCGCGUUUCUGCUGCUCUGCGCCUGUCUCGCCUGCCGAUUCGUCUUUGCCGACAAGAUCCAAGGCGCUGCGAUCACAACGGACGGCUACGUCGACAAGUGGCACAUCUUUAAAAAAUACAAGCUGCAGCUGUACGAAGCCGACAUCGCGCUCGCGUACUGCUUCCUCGUUGUCUUGCGCAUCCUUGUCAAGCCACCGGCGCGAACGUACUCGAAGAAGCUGCAUCGCUCGGCCAAGCCGGACCGCGUCUCGAUCGCGUCGCUGCGGGGUUCGAUCCGCCAGCUACCAUCCAUUUCCGCGGCGUCGGUCGAGAAGAUGGAGACGGAGCUGCGCAUUCUAUGUGGCGCCGACGACGGCUACAUGCUCCCCGAAGCCUUCAUGACCUUUGUGGAGCGGGCGUAUGCGUUCCGGCCCAACAAGAUGACGGCCAGUGCGUUCUUGUCGCAUUUUCAGCAAGUCCAGCUCGCCGAUCAUGCAGCGUACGGCAUCCGCGAGGUCAUGGCGUCCACGCUCAAGCACUGGAGCAACCAGCGCUGGUUCCUGCUCGCGACGAUGCUUGUCGUGUGCGUCUCGGCGGCGAUUGUGCCACUGCUCUCGUUCUACCUCAAGCUACUGACGGACGAAGCAUUCCCGUCGUACGUCAACAAGACCAUCGUGCCCGACUGGGACUAUAGCACGGGGAUGCUCACGGGCACGCAAAAGCUUGGCGUGUCGCGCAAAUUCAAAAAUUUGACGCGCGGCGCCAACAACGAAGAAGUCGAUCUCAAGUUUAUCGCGUACGAUUCAUUUCUGACGGGUAUCAUUGGUAUUUUGGCGAUCUGCGUCCCCUUUAUCGCUGCCGACUAUGCCAUGGGUUUUUUCCAGUCCAAACUCAUUUCGCGCGCGACCAAGCACCUCCAAACGUCAUUGCUGCGCGUCAUUUUGCAGCAGCCAUCGAGUUUCUUCCACGACCGGUCCGAAGGCGACCUCAACAACCUCUUCCAAGCUGACAUUGCGCGCGUCAACGCCAUGUGGCAAGCCGUGUUUUGGGGCGAGUACGCGUGCAUUGUGGGUCCGAGUGGCUGCGGCAAGAGCACGCUCCUCGGCUGCCUCAUGCAGUUUUACCCGAUCUCGGCCGGCACGCUGCGCCUCGACUCGUACGACACGCAACACUACUCAAAGGCGAGUCUCGCCGACCAGACCGCGGUCGUGUUUCAAGACGGCGGUGUUCUCAACGGCUCGAUCCUCGACAACAUUGCGUAUGGCCGGGACGGCGCGACCCGUGCAAUGUGCUUGGAAGCCGCCAAGCUGGCCGAGUGCCACGUCUUUGUGGACGGUCUCAAGGACGGCUACGACACGAUCAUUGGGCAGCACGCGGUCGUCAACCUCAGUGGCGGCCAGAUCCAGCGCAUUUGUCUGGCCCGCGCGCUCGUGCGGCAGCCGAGUCUGCUCUUGCUCGACGAAGCCACGAGUGCGCUGGACCCGGAGACCGAAGCCAGCAUUGUGCAGACGCUCGAGAAGCUCGUGCGCUCGCUGCAUAUGACGAUUAUCUCGGUCACGCAUCGCAUUGCGACGACGCAGCACGCGGACGCGAUCUUUGUCAUGCAGAACGGCGAGAUUGUCGAGCAGGGCACGUACAACGAGGUAACGUUGCGUGUUUCUAGUCUGUACAAGGGUUUAGGGUUCAUUCGUGUAGCUGCUCUUCAAGCCCAACUCAGUGUUUGGAGAGCUCGCCAACUCGCGGCAGUCGCCGACGAACCGGUCGAUUCGGUUUGGUUCGCGUGCGAUGAGUAGUAAAGACGACGUGUCGACGUCAGCCGCGCUUUUGCGUCUGACGCGCAACCUCGACAACCGCAGUCAACUCGAAGAGCGGGCUCGGUCGCGAUCGCGCUCGGCCGUGAGCCGGAACCGGUCGCAGAACGGCAGUACGCUCCGCAACACAAACCUCGAGACCACGGAUCGGUUGAGUGAAACCAGCCGCACGGGCUUUCUGGUCUUGUAAAAACAUCGGUCGACGUUCCUGUAGACAAUUUUGUGCAACAAUAGCGUUGGUUGUCGCGUUUAUUUGGCCAAGAGUCGCAUCAAAAUGGGACUACAAUGCGACCAUUGUCCGGAUAACUAGUGCGGCUACUUGAUGUAUUCUCAUACUUGAUAAUUUGUUGCUACUUGAUAAUAAGCCAGCCUAUCGGUCGACA